Rhizophagus irregularis DAOM 181602=DAOM 197198 is the source of this 585-nucleotide messenger RNA. RefSeq lists its product as uncharacterized. The record is from RefSeq and is a predicted model, not a curated record. NCBI's taxonomy places the organism in Eukaryota, Fungi, Glomeromycota, Glomeromycetes, Glomerales, Glomeraceae.
AUGGAAAUUAGUGGACAGGAUAAUGUCACUCCUUGGCAAGAAAUACUCAAUAGACGAGAACCUAUUACAAGGUCAGAAUUUCAUCGGGGUUUGAAUAGUAUUAGAGAUAAAAGUCUUUUAACGACAUAUUGUAAUGAGAUUAGAAGAGCAAGGCGUGGACAUGGGGUUACUCAUAACUACAUGGUUAAUCAGUGUGCAAUUAAAGCUCUAAAGAAAGAAAAGCGAUGCGGUAUUAGCGAUAAAGAUAAAAAAGCUAAGUCACAUAGUAAUCGCACUGAAGUGGGUGUUAAAAAUGUUGGCUGUAAGAUGUUAGAAAGUAAUUGGAAUAAAUGGAAUGAUUUGGCAUUCCAUCGAAGCGGUCAUUGGGCAAAUUUUUAGGUAGAUUAUGACAGUCACCUUUGAAUUUGAGGUCGCAUCAUGGUUUUUAACAAUGAUAUGAUCGUUUAGGUGACAGGUCGACUUGUUCUUUUUGAAAAGUAGUCUUGUUUCAUAAUGCUUAAUUCUUAUAUGUAUUUUUUUUUAUCUUAUAUUCUGUAAGUUUAUAUAUGUAAGUAAGCGUGAUUAUAAUAGAACAUGAUCACAUCU